GGGGUUUUGUGGAGCGCUGUGCUCCUCUCUUCUUCUCCAGCACGCUUUUGUUUCUGAUCUCUCAGUAGACGGAGGCGCCGCUGCGGAGAGACCGGCGUCAGUCUGCGCGUCUCUCCUGUGUCCCUUCCUCCGCGGAUGUGUCCGCUGCUUGUCACUGCUUUACCGUCAGAAACUGUUCGAGAGCAAUAACAGCUUCUUUUGUGGAGUUCAUUUAAUUUCACGUGACAGAAGUUCCAGCAGGCUCGGAUCGGCUCGGCUCUUUCUCCGCCAGAGGCACCGGAGCAUCCGCACAUCGCUUCGGUUCUCAGCUGAUCUUCAUCCGUUCAGCCGGUGUGGACUCAUACUCUCAGCUCUAACAACGUGAGCAACUCCGGGAUGGUGUGUGUCAGCGCUGCCGGGCUGCAGGUUCUUGUGCUUCUGCUUGUGUUCUCAGCAGAAUGUGGUCUGACUCGAGCCGAGACUCCGGUGACGGUCCGAAGAGUGACCCAUCCUCCCCUGCGACGCCCGUUAUCCGGCUCCGCUCUGCUCCCGUGUGUGUUCACUCUGCCAUCCGCUCUGCUCCCGGGAACCGGCCCCUUCAUCCGCUGGAGCCGCGGCGCAGGAGCGCAGGAGCGGACGGUGCUGUUUGCUCGGGACGGGGUGGUCAGGGUGCACCGGGCGUACGUGGGGCGGGUCAGUCUGCCCGGAUACUCGGCCGACCCGCUCAACGCCUCGCUGGCGCUUUCCCAGCUCCGCUCCAACGACUCCGGGAGCUUCCGGUGCCACAUCGCUCUGGGAGAAAAUUAUGAGCAGGAUACGGUCAACCUUGAGGUCACAGGUGUGGUGUUUCACUACCGUUCUCCCACGGAGCAUUAUUCGCUGUCCUUCGCUGAGGCCGUUCGCGCAUGUGAGGAGAACUCGGCUGAGGUCGCGACCCCUGAGCAGCUGUGGGCGGCCUUUCACUCCGGCAUGAACAGCUGUGCGGCCGGAUGGCUCAGAGACCAGAGCGUCAGGUAUCCCAUUCAAAGACCCGAGCUCGGCUGCUAUGGACACGCAGAGUUUUCUCCUGGAGUGAGGAAUUAUGGGAAAAGGGACCCUUCGGAACUGUUUGAUGUUUACUGUUUUGCCAGAGACAUGCAAGGUGAAGUGUUUCCCGCCGGUGUUCCUGACGGACUGACUCGUCCGGAGGCCGUGGCUCACUGUGCAGCUCUGGGCGGCCGGCUGGCGACCGUGGGUCAGCUCUAUCUGGCCUGGAGCUCUGGGCUGGAUCACUGUGAGCCGGCCUGGCUGUCUGACGGCAGCGUGAGGUUUUCCAUCAGCUCGCUGCGCUCCGACUGUCCCGCUGGAGGACCUGGUGUCCAAACCGUUUCACCAUCAGAACUAAACAACGGGACAACACGCUUCGAUGCUUUCUGCUAUAGAGAAAAGAAAGCGCAGAAGCCUCUCACAGGCAUCAUGAAGUCCUUACUGAGACCGUGGAGGUACAUGACCGGAGAAGACAGUUCAGAAGACGCGUCCGAAUCGUUUCCCUCUAGCAGCGACGCACAGACUGCCGGCCAGCCGGACUUGCCUGACCUUCAACCCGCUAACUGGACCGGCCAGGUGGAUCUGGACAAAGAGCCGCUGAUGGCCGCUGAGGGCGCCGAGCUCUCGGCCGAGUAUCUGACAGUCCGUCUGCGAGCCGGAGACACGUCUCUGGACUGGAGCGGCCAGCUGGACUCCUUCCCAGACAGCCGACAGGUGCUUCCGGAUCUGAGUCCUGGCGGCUCGGCCCGAGAGGAAGAGGACGAGGAUGAAGGUCUGUCCGGUCAAUCCGUGAAUCCUGCGGCUCCUUCAGAGGCUCCUCAAGAAAAGGCCAAGAGUUCCCUCACCAGCAUCGUCAGCUCGUUAUGGAAACCCUGGAGCUACUUGACUGGAAGUGAAGCGGAGGCGACGACCACGAGCUCGAGCACGGCUGCGAUGGAGACGACCGCAACAUACAGCAGAACCACUGCGACGCCCGGAUCAGGACUGAUGUCGGGGUGGAGCCACUCGUGGCUGCCCAGUCCUUCAACCGUCACUGAUAAAUUAAUCACCUCCUUUCCGCCCACGAGUUCAGUCACACCGACGACAGUCACACCAAACACCACCAGAGACGGACCUAGCGACAACCAGACCAGUCGACCUGCACAGGACGGUCCGGUGACGGCGGUCGAUUGGGUCGUAGUGACCGAUACACCCGAGCAGAAAACCCAAACCCCUGAACCCAAAGUCUCCUUCUCGACCGAGAACUUCUCCGGAGAGAGUCGAGUGCUGGAGACGGAGGGCAGCUCGUGGGGCGACACGUACCCAUCAUCCCCAACACCGCUGACGGUGGAGACGACAAGCACAGGUUCCUUCUCCACCUCCGCACACGGACUCGAGGCUCGUGGAGAAAUCCAAUACAGACGCAGAAACAAACCCAAGAGACUCAACCAGAGCACCACAGAGACGACCACGAGUGGCACCCAGAGCAUAACGACUUCCUCCACUGUGAUGUCCAGCACUGGAGACACUGUGACGACCCUCUCGACGUCUGCAGACCAGACUCAGACAUCAAGCUUCGUCACGACGGUCCCCAGCGGCGUAGAGCAGGAUCUGACCAGCACCGAGGCCAUCGGGAAGAACAGCUCCACUGGAGAAGAUGCAGACGACAGAUGCAGCUGUCUGCACGGAGGGACGUGUCUUCCUCACGGAGAGGGUUUCCGCUGCUUCUGUCCACAGGGUUACGCAGGAGAGAGCUGUGAAAUCGAUGUGGAUGAGUGUCAGUCGAACCCCUGUGAGAAUGGCGGCACCUGUAUCGAUAAAGAGGACUCGUUUGUGUGCCUCUGUUUGCCGAGUUACAGCGGAGACCGAUGUGAGAGAGACACAGAGGGCUGUGAACACGGCUGGAAGAAGUUUCACGGUCACUGCUAUCGUCUGUUUCCACGCAGACACACCUGGGAGGACGCAGAGAAGGACUGCAGGGAGCACAGCAGUCACCUGACCAGCAUCACUUCCUCCAUGGAGCAGGACUUCCUUAACGGUCUGGGUCAUGAGAACGUCUGGAUCGGGUUGAAUGAUCGUACAGUGGAGGAGGAUUUCCAGUGGACUGAUGCAAUGGAUGUUGUGUACGAGAACUGGCGUGAGAAUCAGCCGGAUAACUUCUUCGCGGGCGGAGAGGAUUGUGUGGUGAUGAUCAGUAGAGAGGACGGCAAAUGGAACGACGUGCCCUGCAACUACAAUCUACCCUACGUCUGCAAGAAAGGAACCGUGAUGUGUGGCACUCCGCCGGCCGUCGAUAACGCCUCUCUAGUGGGCCGCAGACGUUCACACUACGACAUCCACGCGGUGGUUCGGUACCAGUGCGCCGACGGCUUCUUCCAGAGACACAUCCCGACUGUCCGCUGCCGACCCGACGGGACCUGGGAAAGACCCAAGAUCAUCUGCACUAAAUCACGGCGAUCUCACCGUUACCGUCGGCAACACCACAGAUCUCGGCGCGAGCAUCGACGACACCGGAGACACGGAUCGGGGCACAGGGGGCGGGAUUAAGCCACGGGGGCGGGGCUAAAAGCAGGGGUCAUGACAUCUGUUCCUGUGUUUCCAUGACAGAGGAAACACAGCAGACGGAAAGGACCGAAAUAAUCGUUCUUUUUUUACCGCUGUUUAUUUAGCUUUCACUAACCCUCCGUUCACACCUUCAUUAGAAUUUUUUUUUUUUAUCAGUUAUUUCACGCAGAUGGAUGGUGACUCUUCAUCUUCAUAGAAAAGUCGUAUUAAUUUGUUCUCGCAGCAGGUGCAGGCUCUAGUAGCUCAUGCUCAUAUUUGUUCGGCUUUAGAUAUUUUGGAUGUAAUGCUUUAAUGAAAUACUGAAUGUCCAAACUGCCCAAAACGAUUCAUAUUCAUGAAAUAAGGCACUCUUCAAGCCUUUGAAUGGCACAAUAAUGAAUUCUUUUUACCCAUGAGGCUUUACUUUGUCUUCGUUUUGAGUGUUUGCUGAUGAUUUGGUUUAAAUUGCAACUCUUUAACUUGAAAUGAAAUGUUGGACUAGAAUCGUUCAUAAAUGAGUGAAUUUCAUGAAAGAAAAGCAACUUUCAGCUCACAUUUCAGACCAAAAUGAAAAGAAAAAAACAUACGAAAUUAUAUUUUUCAUAAAGGAAAUUAAGCCUGUUUUUAAAAUCAUUGAUUUUUAAUUUUGUGUUUUUUGCAUUAUGAUAAUUAAAUCACGUUUACUUUUAAAUUAAAUAUCCAAACAUUAAUAAAAUCCUGUUCUCAUCAUUGUGAUGGAGGAUUAAAAAUCGUCCUGCCCAGAAAAAAAGUUGAUGAUAAAUUUAGCAUUAAUAAAUGGUUCCAUGAAAUAUACUUAAUACUUUUAAAUUGACUUUGCAAUUUGAAUAUAUUAUUAUUAAUAUUAUAUGGCUAAUUGUAACAUUUAAUUGUCGUAAAAAUAAUGUCAAAAUUAAAAUAAAGUUCUUUUUACCAGUGUUAUUUUUAUUAAUAUUUUCAAUUAGUUUAUAUUUUUGCAUUUUCCGUUUUCAUUAAAAUACCUAGUUAAAUUACUUUCAUCUAAAGUGCUUAGUUUUAGUAAUGUUGUGGUGUUUUUAUUAAGUUUUAUUUUAAUUUGAGCUAUUUUGGUACAUCAAGUUUAACUAAAUUAAAAUGAAAAACGUUGCCUUGGCAGCUGUAAAAAAAAUAAAUAAAUAAA
Messenger RNA from Cyprinus carpio (common carp), 4684 nucleotides. It is a transcript of the gene ncana, whose product is annotated as neurocan a. The record is from RefSeq and is a predicted model, not a curated record. NCBI's taxonomy places the organism in Eukaryota, Metazoa, Chordata, Actinopteri, Cypriniformes, Cyprinidae. Gene Ontology annotation, biological process: cell adhesion; Notch signaling pathway. Gene Ontology annotation, molecular function: Notch binding; hyaluronic acid binding; calcium ion binding.